Molecule: messenger RNA, 4045 nt
Organism: Sinocyclocheilus anshuiensis
Lineage: Eukaryota; Metazoa; Chordata; Actinopteri; Cypriniformes; Cyprinidae
Product: RNA-binding protein 26-like
Exons: 22
Coding region: 336-3308 (990 amino acids)
Cellular component (GO): nucleus
Molecular function (GO): metal ion binding; RNA binding
Source: RefSeq, a predicted model, not a curated record
AGAUUUGCCCGCGAGAGAAAACAGUCGCCAUUUCUCGAAAAGUAAGAAAGCGCUGAAAGUGUGGCGGACAGUUCGUUCACAUGCGCACAGAAACCAUCCCAGAUAACUCCUAAAGUAAAGACCGCAUCUAAGCUUCCCGUUACCGGCUGUCUUCCCUGGCUGGUGUACAACUAGAUGUGAUAUUCCAGUCGGAGUUUAUGAGGGCGGCGAGUGAGUGAGAGUGAUUGAGGCCUGACAGUACAAACACUCUACGUUACGUCGCAGACUGUAAACUCACUGUUGUUGGUCACUCUCACAGGGGCAUAACUGCAGAACAAACAGCCCUCCUCUGAAAAAUGAUCAUUGAAAACCUCGAUGCCUUGAAGACGUGGCUCUCGAAGACUCUUGAACCCAUAUGUGAUGCUGACCCUUCUGCUCUUGCGAAAUAUGUGGUUGCUUUGGUGAAGAAAGAUAAAUCCGAGAAGGAGUUGAAAGCACUGUGCAUUGACCAGUUGGAUGUAUUUCUUCAGAAAGAAACGCAGAUAUUUGUGGACAAACUUUUUGAAGCUGUGAACGCAAAGAGUUACCUACCUCAACCAGAGCAGCCGACUUCUGCAAGCAGAACUGAAACUCACCAGCGCACAGAGAAAGAUGAAACUAAGAGAGAGGAGCCCAGCCGAGAUGAGGAUCGAGAAAAGAAAUUCUCCAGGAGAAUAAACCACAGUCCUCCGUCUAGCUCCAGAUACAGCCGAGACAGCAGGAGAGUAGACGACCACAAGAAAGAUGACCGUUCCAGGAAGCGAGAGUAUGACCGUAACCCUCCCAGAAGGGACUCGUACAGGGAACGUUAUAACCGCAGGAGAGAACGCAGUCGCAGUCGUAGUCGCAGCUGGAGUAAGGACCGCACUCGUGACCGGGACAGAGAGCGGGACCGCAGCCGAUCUCGCACACGCAGUCGCUCUAGAAGCAGAGAGCGAGAUUCUGGAAAGCCAAAAUACGAGCACAGUCGUCCAGAACGUCAGGAGGCCGCGACCACCGAUGGCUACACCGCCACGCCUCUCACACCUGGCAACUCCUCUGCUCAUUUCCCUGUGCCCACCCUCAGUAGUACCAUCACUGUCAUCGCCCCCACCCACCAUGGGAACAACACCACUGAGAGCUGGUCAGAAUUCCCACAGGACCACAUGCCCUUCGGCAGAGGCGUCCCGCCAAGGAAACGCUGUCGUGACUAUGAUGAAAAAGGCUUCUGUAUGCGAGGAGACAUGUGCCCUUUCGAUCACGGAAGUGACCCAGUGGUGGUGGAGGACGUUAAUCUUCCCAGCAUACUUCCUUUCCAGCCACCGCCUCUUCCUGGUGUAGACGGCCCACCUCCUCCGGGCCUGCCGCCCCCUCACUCACUCCUGACUCCACCAGUGAACCUCAGACCACCUGUGCCCCCACCGGGCACCAUGCCACCCAGCCUACCACCUGUAGCAGGUCCUCCUCCUCCACUUCCUGCUCUGCAGCCCUCUGGUAUGGAUGCUCCACCAAACUCCAUCACCAGCUCUGUGCCCACUAUAGUGACGUCAGGUGUCCGGCCUCUGAUCACCCAGCCUCCACCACCUCUCUUCACUUCAGAUUCGUUUGAGCCAGAGGUGUAUAAUCCUGAAGCCCCCAGCAUGACCUCGCGGCCCAUGUACAGACACAGAGUCAACGCUCAGCGGCCCAAUCUGAUUGGUCUGACCAUGGGAGAAGUGGAUCUGCCCUCUAGAGAGAAAAUGUUAAACAGCAACAGCGCUCGGAUAGUUUUAGAAUCAGACUCCAGGAAGAGAGGAGCAGGAAUGCAUGAUGGAGCGAUUCCUGCAAAGAAACCCUGGUUUGACAAACCAAACUUCAACAAACCAAACCACCACAGCUUUCACAGCAGAGUGCCCUACUCUUCAGCAAACGCCAAACUGGCCAUCCGUCAGAUUCCUCCUGAACUCAACAACAUCAGCAAACUAAACGAGCACUUCAGCAAGUUUGGCACCAUCGUCAAUCUACAGGUGGCAUAUAAUAAUGACCCAGAGGGGGCGCUUAUCCAGUUUGCCUCCCCUGAAGAAGCCAAACGGGCCAUGCAGAGCACAGAGGCAGUGCUCAACAACCGCUUCAUCAGAGUACACUGGCACAGAGAGGACGCGGUGGAGCACACACACACCACUCCACAUCCGAGCAUACAGACAGCCCAGGAGCCUGUGGUGACCACACCGAAACAGUCAGUGAAAGACCGGCUCGGACCCCUGCCCACAGCCCACCCUGAACCCUCACACGACUCCGGCGGCGCUCCACAGAAUACAACCAAGGCUUCAGUGAAGGAGCGUUUGGGCCUCUCUAAACCAGCUGGCUUUGGAGGAAAGGUCUUUUCCACAUCUACUGGCCUGACUAAGACUGUUUAUAACCCAGCUGCACUGAAAGCUGGCCAGAAGGGAGCGCCAUUCGGGAGCGCCACUGUCAGCGCAGAAGAUGCCCUGAAAAGGAAACAGGAGGCGCUGAAGCUUCAGCACGACAUUCGGAAAAAGAAACAGGAGAUUUUGGAGAAGCACAUUCAGACUCAGAAGCUGCUGAUAUCUAAGCUGGAGAAGAACAGGUCCAUGAAGGCGGAGGAUAAAGCUCUGAUCAUGCAGACCCUCACCACCUUCACCAACAGCAUCACCAAACUACAGGAGGAGAUGAAAGGACUGUCCAGUGCUAAUGCCCUCAAGACCACACUCAAGAGCAAGGCUCAGGCUCAAAAGGAGCUCCUGGACACUGAGUUGGACCUUUAUAAGAAAAUCCAGGCAGGAGAAGACACUGCUGAACUCAAGAUCAAAUACACUCAGCUGCAAUUGGAGGCUGCCAAAAGGGGGCUGCUGACCCCAGGACGUGGGAGGGGGGCCCACGGCAGGGGUCGGGGGGGCCUGAGGAGCCGAGGACGCGGGAGAGGAGUCCCAACUCACGCUGUGGUGGAUCAUCGACCCCGAGCUUUAGAGAUCGGCGGUUUCACUGAGGCAGAUCGAGUCGACCUGCUGCCACACUUCGCACAAUACGGGGAGAUUGAAGAUUGCCAGAUGGAGGAUUCUAGUCUUAGUGCCAUCAUUACAUACAAAACCCGUGCAGAGGCAGAACAGGCGGCCAUCCACGGUGUUCGGUUAAAUAAUCAGGAGCUGCGCUUGGCCUGGCACAAGCCCACGGCUUCCCUCAACACAACAGACCCGGAUGAAGUUGAACCUGAGGAUGAGGAGUUUCCAGAGGAUUCGUUCGUGGACGAUUCCCUGCUGCAGGACGAUGAUGAAGAGGAAGACGAUAACGAGUCGCGCUCAUGGCGUAGAUGAAGAUGAAGUCGUGUGUCCAGUCCUGCUGCACUGCACCACUCGAGCACAUCAGAUCUUGAGUUCUGUGUUUUUGAAAUGGUUGUUUUUAAUAAUAUUGAUUUACAUUUCAUUGGCUUUUUUUAUUUUACUUAUCAAACCUGAGCAGCAAAUAGAAAACGUUACUCAAAAGGCUGUGAAUUUCAAUUACUGAGAUGUAAGAUAACAUGAAUGAUUUGAUUUCUCGCCGUCAUCGUUUUGUUUCGUAUCGUUUCAAAACAUUGACUAACUUUUGGCGGCUGCAUUGUUUUUCUUUUUUCUUUUUUCUUUUCUUUUUUUCUUUUUUUUUUAUGGUCCGUAUGUUGACCCAAAUUUCUUUUCAACAUUUCUGAAAAUGUUACAGAUUGAGACAAAUAUGGGAAAUGUUUCGAUCUCAAAGACAACGGUAGAGCAUUUUUGGAGCGUUGUUAUAAAACAUGUUGUAUGCUUUCCUUAGUAUAAUCAGCCUGAUGAGGAUGUAGCUUUUUGUGUACAUAUUUUAUGUAUCAAUUUUAAUGGUUUUUGCUUCUGGAUUCAUCUCCUGGCUUUAAUUUUGAAAUGUAAAAAAAUAAAGAAGUGAAAUGGUCUAGAAAAAAUAUCAGCUGCAAAAAAAAAGAAAAACCAAAAGAAAAAAAAUAUUGAGAGCUCUGCUGCAAAAGCAGCAUUGAAAACAAAAAAAUCUGAACAGCUGAAUAAAGACCAUUUCAACCCCCACCCCCCAA